This is a messenger RNA of Penicillium oxalicum, 369 nucleotides long. RefSeq lists its product as uncharacterized. The record is from RefSeq and is a predicted model, not a curated record. The transcript is spliced from 2 exons. Bases 1 to 369 code for a protein of 122 amino acids. NCBI's taxonomy places the organism in Eukaryota, Fungi, Ascomycota, Eurotiomycetes, Eurotiales, Aspergillaceae.
AUGGCUCGCCUUCCUUCUAUGGACUCUGAGCGCCCCAUGAUGUCCAACUCGAAUCGCACCUCGAAGCGCUUUUCCACCGUGAGUGGUAGCCCCUCGCUCGCCAAUUCCGAGCGCACCAUCGGAAGUCUGCCCAGCGGAGACCCCCGGGUCAUCGAUAUCACCAACUACGGUGACGGAGUCGAGCGCCUGGAAAAUAAGCCUCUGCAGAAGCAGCGCUUUGUGCCGACGCCAGAGAAGACGGACGACUUGAACAAGCUGGCGCUCGGGGCCAAGGUCGAGCGUGCGCUGGGUCGCAGGAUGACCAGCCAGGAUGCCGUGAUGCGCAAGCCCGUCUUGACCGAGAAGGCCGCUGCGGCUGCAAGCUCGUGA